Thalassophryne amazonica is the source of this 1762-nucleotide messenger RNA. RefSeq names its product high-affinity choline transporter 1-like. The coding region runs from base 67 to 1743 and encodes 558 amino acids. Gene Ontology annotation, cellular component: plasma membrane. The record is from RefSeq and is a predicted model, not a curated record. Gene Ontology annotation, molecular function: choline:sodium symporter activity. Gene Ontology annotation, biological process: choline transport; acetylcholine biosynthetic process; transmembrane transport. NCBI's taxonomy places the organism in Eukaryota, Metazoa, Chordata, Actinopteri, Batrachoidiformes, Batrachoididae. The transcript has 10 exons.
AAUUGGCUUUGUUUCAAAAUGCAGCUAAACUUAAAGACAGCAGAGUGAGAGCUUGUCAGUCUGUACAUGAUGAGCCUGAACAUCCCAGGAGUUGUGGUGAUGGUCUUCUUCUACCUGCUGGUGCUCUGCACCGGCAUCUGGGCCUCCAUGAAGUCCAAGCGGUUGAAGAACAACAACCAGGCUGACCAGACUGAAGUCACUCUGCUGGGAAACCGAGGCAUCAGCUUGGCAGUGGGAGUCUUCACAAUGACUGCUACCUUUGUUGGAGGUGGCUACAUUGUUGGUUUGACAGAGGCGGUGUACACUCCAACCAUGGGACUCCUGUGGGCUGUCAUGCCAUUAACAGGAGCACUUUCUUUCAUUAUUGGAGGAAUUUUCUUUGCUAAGACAAUGAGGGAAAGAAAAUUUAUUACGAUGAUGGACCCAUUCCAGAUCAAGUAUGGAAACGUAAUAAGUGGAGUUCUUUCUGUUGCACUGCUGAUAUCUGAUAUUAUCUGGGUAACAGGAACCCUGAUUGGUUUAGGAGCAACAAUGAGUGUGAUCCUGGAUUUUCCCUACAGUCUUUGCAUUUGGAUUUCUGCUAUAGUAGCCAUAAUCUACACACUGCUGGGAGGUCUGUACUCUGUGGCCUACACAGACAUCAUACAGCUGACACUUAUAUUCUUCAGCAUGUGGCUGUGCGUCCCUUUCAUUCUGAUGAAUCCCUCCUCAGCUGACAUCACCAAGACUGCUUUUAACUUUACCUACCAGCCCCCCUGGCUCGGUACAGUGACCGCAGAAAGAGCAUGGAGGUGGAUUGAUAAUUGCUUGUUGCUGAGUUUAGGUAACCUGGGCUAUCAGGACUUCCACCAGAGGACUCUGUCAGCCUCCUCAUCGGCCACAGCCAGGAUCACCUGCUUCAUUGCCGCUCCCAUCCUUGUCAUACUGGGGAUUCCCUCUGUGUUGAUAGGCGCAGUAGCAGCUUCAACAGACUGGAACAAGACAUCGUAUGGCUCCCCGUCCCCAUAUGAGCGUGGUGAGGCCGGUCUAGUUAUGCCCAUUGCUUUGCAGAACCUCGCACCAAACUACAUCUCCAUCAUUGGUAUUGGAGCUGUAGCUGCUGCUGUGAUGUCAUCAACAGACUCUGCUCUGUUGUCUGCCGCCUCAAUCUUCUCAUCCAAUAUCUACAAAAAUAUCUUGAGGAAAAAGGCAUCACAAAGGGAGCUGCAGUGGGUGAUCCGUGUGACAACUGUGUUGGUGGGUUUGGCUGGGACAUCGUUGACCUUCCUCCACAACAGCAUCAUGGUUUUCUGGAUCCUGGGCUCAGACAUCACAUACACCAUCAUGUUCCCUCAGCUCGUCUGUGUCCUUUUCUUUCGCAUCUCCAAUGGCUACGGCUCCAUUAUGGGUUUUUUGGUUGGUUUGUUGUUGAGACUGUUGAGUGGGGAGCCAUCAAUUGGGCUGCCAAUUGUCCUCCAUUUCCCAGGUUGCACUCUUGAGGAUGGUAUAUAUGUCCAACGUGCUCCUGUGCGGACUAUCUGCAUGUUGACCACCAUUUUUGUCACUUUGUUCUUCUCCUAUCUCAUGUUGCUGCUCUUCAACAAAGAUCUGAUUCCUGAGUCGUGGGACAUCUUCAAAGUCAAAGCUCAAAAACUAGCAUGUGGUGCUGUGUUAACAAGCACAGGUUCCAACAAAACAGGUGGAGAAAAAUCUGAUGUUCAUUGUGAGAGUGAAUUUAUGUUGACACCACUUCAGCCGGAGUGAAAGAUGAUUUAAUGGUGGA